This is a messenger RNA of Nerophis lumbriciformis (worm pipefish), 1160 nucleotides long. It is a transcript of the gene ube2v2, whose product is annotated as ubiquitin-conjugating enzyme E2 variant 2. The record is from RefSeq and is a predicted model, not a curated record. NCBI's taxonomy places the organism in Eukaryota, Metazoa, Chordata, Actinopteri, Syngnathiformes, Syngnathidae.
GUGAUGUCGUCAUUGUUUGGGAGGGAGUGUCGCCCUCCGCCGUGACGUCACUCUUCUCUGUGCUUCUGGACUAGGCUGAAGAAGAUGGCGGCCUCCUCAGGAGUUAGAGUUCCUCGCAAUUUUCGCCUGUUGGAAGAGCUGGAAGACGGCCAGAAGGGCGAAGGCGAUGGCACAGUGAGCUGGGGCCUGGAGAAUGACGAGGACAUGAACCUCACGCAGUGGACCGCCAUGAUCAUCGGACCCGUCAGAACCACUUAUGAGAACAGGAUAUACAGCCUGAAAGUGGAAUGUGGACCCAAAUACCCAGAGACAGCCCCGACUGUUAGAUUUGUAACAAAAAUUAGCAUGAACGGGAUAAAUAAUUCCAACGGGAUGGUGGACUCGCGUAGCAUACCAGUAUUAGCAAAAUGGCAGAAUUCUUAUACCAUAAAAAUUGUUCUUCAAGAGUUAAGGCGUCUAAUGAUGUCCAAAGAAAAUAUGAAGCUUCCACAACCUCCAGAAGGACAAACCUACAGCACUUAGUCAUAAUGGAUUGUUUUGACUUGUGUCUUAAAAAUCUUAUUUAGAAAUAUUCUGUCCAAAAAAAAAACAGUAACAAAGAAAAUCAAGAGGCUCACCUUGCACAUAUACAAUAAAGUCUGCAGGAGCAGUAUUGGACUUAAUCACAUUAUAUUUCAAAAUAAAAAGUCUGUGCGGAGCAUCUACGACAAGAGCCAUUAUCAUAAUUACUAAUAUGUUCAAUGCAGCCUAAGUGGGCUUGAUGAUGCCACACAGUGUUAACAUUGUGUACACCAGAGGGGGCAAAUAGUGUAACUCAUACCUUCUUAAGUUAAAGUCAGAAAAGACAAGCCACUUUUUUUCUCUUUUUUUUAAUAUGCAGGUGGCUCAGUAAUACAGAACUGUUGCUCUGUAGUCUAAAAGUAGUGUCACAAGGUGAGAUUUCUUUUUAUAAAUAUAUGAAUAGAUAUAUAUGUAUUUGACACAAUACCAAUGUUUUUUUUUUCUCAAGCUGUUUUGACAUGUAACAGACGUUGAAGCCUGUUCUGUUCGGGGGAAGAAAAAGACGAAAUAAACCAGCCCUUGCAUUUAACAUCUAGUGAAAAUGGCAGGUGUAUGAACUUGUGAUUUUCUGACAAUAAAAAUCACUGCAAAAAACCCAA